UAAAUAUUCUAAAAAUUUUCAAAAAGCACAAAGGCUAUAAUUAGGGCACGCUGAGCAGAGCAACACUGAGACAUCCAUUAGCCAUUGAAGAUGAAAAGAAUUUCUCUGCGAAAUGGCAAUGCUAUUCCCUUUAUCUCUUUCUUCCCUAAUUCACAUUCUGCUUCCGCAAUUACAGUGAGAGAUUAUUCUGAUAAAUCCAUUUCAGGAAAGGGUAAAGUUGGGUUAAACAGUAGCAAUUUUGACAAAGUAAAGAGUUUAGAUGAUGCUGUGAAUCUCUUCCGUCAAAUGGUUAGAAUGAAACCUCUUCCUUCACUUGUCCAUUUCUCUAAAUUGUUUAACAAUAUGAUAAGUAUGAAGUAUUACACUGCUGUCCUUUCCCUUUUUCGAGAAAUGCAGAAAUUGGGUAUCCCAAUUGAUGGGUUCAUCUUGACUGGUGUGAUUAAUAAUUAUUGUCUGAUGCAUUGUUCUGAUUGUGCAUUUUCGGUGUUACCCAUUUACUUGAAGAAUGGCAUUCCAUUUGAUGUUGUCACCUUUACCACUCUAAUUAGGGGAAUCUUUGCUGAAAAUAAGAUUAAAGAUGCAGUUGAAUUGUUCAAAAAAUUGGUGAGAGAGAAGAUUUGUGAGCCCAACGAAGUCAUGUAUGCAACCGUCAUGAAUGGGCUUAGCAAAAGGGGACAUACUGAGAAGACUUUAAGUUUGCUCCGUUUAAUGGAACAAGGGAACACUAAGCCCGACAUAUAUAUCUACAACAUUGUUAUAGAUUCCCUUUGCAAAGAUGGAAACUGUGAUGUUGCUAUCACUCUUUUGAACGAGAUGAAGCAGAGAGGCAUUCCUCCAAACAUAGUCACAUAUAAUUCAAUAAUUGAUGGUUUGUGUAGGAUUGGUCAGUGGGAAAAGGUUAAGAUUUUGUUAUCUGAGAUGGUGAACCUUAAUAUUUAUCCAAAUGUGCGCAGCUUCAAUAUACUAACAGAUGGACUAUGCAAAGAAGGGAAAGUUGAAGAUGCCGAGGAAGUAAUGAAACACAUGGUCGAAAAGGGUGUAGAGCCUAAUAUUAUCACCUACAGUGCGAUAAUGGAUGGGUAUUGUUUGCGUGGUCAACUAGAUAGAGCAAGAAGAAUUUUUGAUAUCUUGAUAGAGAAGGGCAUUGAGCCUAACAUUUUUAGCUAUAACAUACUAAUAAACGGAUAUUGUAAAAAAAAGAAUUUGGCUAAGGCCAUGCAAUUGUUUUGUGAAAUUUCUCAAAAGGGAUCAAAACUUGAUAUUGUUACCUACAAUACUAUCUUGAAAGGUCUGUUUGAAGUUGGAAGAACUCGUGAAGCAAAACAAAUUUACUCUGAGAUGCUAUCUGCGGGGACCGAGCCUGAUAUAUACACUCAUGUCAGUUUGCUCAAGGGUUAUUUUAAGUGCGGACUUGUUGAAGAAGCUAUGUCACUCUUUAAUAAGUUAGAAAGAAAGAGAGAAUAUACUGAUUUUGCAUUUUAUAAUGUUGUCAUUAAUGGAUUGUGCAAAAAUGGUAAACUCAACGAAGCACGUGCUGUUUUCAAGAAGCUUUCUUUUAUUGGAUUGCUCCCAGAUGUGAGAACAUACACCGUAAUGAUAAAUGGAUUUUGUCUUGAAGGGUUGUUUGACGAAGCUAAAGAUAUUCUAAGAAAAAUGGAAGACAGCGGUUGUUCUCCAAACAAUUUCACUUAUAAUGUUAUUUUGCAAGGAUUUCUCAGGUGCAACAAAAUUAGUGAAAUGGCUUCUUUUAUGAAGGAAAUGGCUGGAAGGGGUUUCUCAUUUGAUGCAACUACAGCUGAGUUUUUGGUAAACAUUGUAAGGGAGAAUCCUUCUGUCCUUGACAUGAUACCAGAGCUUCACUCGAAAAAUAAGAAGUGAAUAUCUCUUUUGUUUGGUUCAUUCGGCUACGCUAUCACUGUGAUACAGUUUCCUUUUUAUCCCUGCAAAAGAAAUGACACCCAAUGCAUUUGCCAAAUGUGAUGGCAAUUAGAACAUUGCUUGACCUUUCCAGACAUCAGUUUUGAUUUGAGAAAAAAAUGGUGACCAUACUGAUUUUCUUAAAAAAGAAAUAAUGGUUGAUGCACGGCAAGUUGCUAGUUUUGCACUGAGUUACAACAUGCUUUGUUUAUGUUAUUAUUUUUUCCGAGAAUCUAACUUGAUUUUUUGCAGGCUAGUGUUGGUCUUGACACUUUUACUAUGUGGCAUGUGCAUUUCCAGUAGUUUUGCAGUUUCCUGUUGGCUUGGAAAUCUUUUUUCCUAGUUUCUAACUUGGUGGUUUGAUCUUGUGUAACUUUACUAUUUGCUACAACUGUGCACAAUCUAGUGAAAAAUGAAAGCUCCAAAUUUAAGGCAGAUAAUUGGGGGUCUUUUGUAGAGAAUCAUAUAUUUUUUUGAAACUUGUAGUGAAUCAUAUCUCUGCGUGUGUUUCUAUGGAAUGACUAAAGUGCUGGUAUAAAUGGGAUCAAGAAGAUGCAGGUUAGAUAAUUGGGUUUUUUUUUGUAGAGAAUCAUAUCUUUUUUAAUGGUUUUCACAUUUUUAACGUUUGUUAAUUUAUUUGGAGGUUGAUGCAGGGCAAGUUACUAGUACGGGAAUGGUUGCACCAAGUUAUGUUCAGAAAGUUGCACCAUGUACGGGAAUGGUUGCACUGAAUUAGUAUCUUAAGGACUUCAGUUGUGACUUGCUUUUCUUAAACUCUUUUCUGCGAUGCAGCUGUCUCUAGGAUCAGACUUUAUGUACAACCAACCAUAUGUCUAGAGAUGUUACAUCAAGCUUUGGUUAUGAUUACAUCCUUCGGCAGUGUAGUCUCAGAGGGAAGAUUGAUUCCAAUGGAUGUGUUGCUGCUUUAUUGGAUGAGCGCUUGAACAUGGGUCUUAAUUUCAAUUUAG
Molecule: messenger RNA, 2885 nt
Organism: Solanum dulcamara
Lineage: Eukaryota; Viridiplantae; Streptophyta; Magnoliopsida; Solanales; Solanaceae
Product: putative pentatricopeptide repeat-containing protein At1g12700, mitochondrial
Exons: 3
Coding region: 91-1878 (595 amino acids)
Molecular function (GO): protein binding
Source: RefSeq, a predicted model, not a curated record